Messenger RNA from Phalaenopsis equestris, 498 nucleotides. Its product is annotated as DNA-directed RNA polymerases IV and V subunit 4-like. Gene Ontology annotation, cellular component: RNA polymerase complex. Gene Ontology annotation, biological process: DNA-templated transcription initiation. The record is from RefSeq and is a predicted model, not a curated record. Bases 1 to 498 code for a protein of 165 amino acids. Lineage: Eukaryota; Viridiplantae; Streptophyta; Magnoliopsida; Asparagales; Orchidaceae. The transcript has a single exon. Gene Ontology annotation, molecular function: nucleotide binding.
AUGGCAGAGAGAAGGAGCAACCACAAACGCAAUGGAAAAGCUAUUAUAGGAAGCUCUUCUGAAUAUGAAAAUGAAGUUGAAUUAGUUGAGUUUCCGCCCAUGCCGGAAGACGAAGAAGCGAAGGAAGAAUUUGAGCUUCCACCCGGUGCAAAAUUACUUACAGAUUGUGAAGCAUCUGAUGUUUUGCUAAGAAUGAAGAAAGAAUUGGACUCAUUAGAGGAACCAAAUAUCAAAAUUCCUAUAGCUUUUAGCAGUACAUUGGAGCACACUACAAAAGUUGUUGUGCAAUAUACUGAUGUAAAGUCUAUUAAGCAAGCCUUAGAAAGUCUCAAAGGCAUAUGUACUGAUUGGGAGAUAUGUAUGAUAGCAAAUACUUGUCCGGGGACUUGUGAGGAGGCUUAUGCACUUAUACCAUCCCUGAAGAAAAAAGAAGAAUGGAUUGAAGAACCUCUUAUUGAUGUUCUAUCCACACUUGCAAAAUUUAGGGUUAAAGAUUAG